CGGUCCUGAAAGUUGGUGGCGCUCUGUCAACACAAAUGUUGAUUUCGGUUUAAAAGUAUCGUAAGUUGGAUGUUCCCGAUGAAGCUGAUCCUUGUUUAUUUCUAAAUGCAGAGGUGGAAAAAAGGAACCGUAAUGAUGGAGCGUCACUUUCAAAGUCCUCGUUUGUUUGAAGGUUUGGAGCUCCGAGGUAGAAGCAGUUUGUCACCAUAUCCCAUGCCAUCUCUAACCAAAACUCAGUCUUCUCUACUAAUGGAUCAUGGAGAUACAGAUAUUUACAGCACAAAGUCUCAAAAUAAUGAGUGUAGAAUAGAAAGAGAUUUUGGUGAAGACAAAACGUUUGAGGAGACGAAGUGCCGAAACUCUCCACAAGUCUUCCCUUUUCAGAAUGAUUUCUUUUGUAAUGGAAGGAUGUCUAUGUCGUGUUUAAGGUUGAUGGGUUACCGUUACAAUAUGACAGGAAGACUCCGUGUAAAGGAAGAACAACACCUUACCUACAACAACAACAAAGUCAGGAGAACGUAAAGAAAAAAGCCAAUACCGCUUUUAUUAACAGAAAGGAAAGUCAAAAUGAUAUGAUUGUGUCUGGCACCAGAUUCCCAAAAGACAAUCUUGGCACAAACAGAGACACAUCUCUAAAGAGUACAUCCCUGGUCACUGACCACAACAAAGAAACAGAAAGCAGGCAGGAGAUUGUAAGAGAGAGGGACGGAUUUGCAUGUGAUGAAAUGGGAGUACCCAUCCAGAUCUCUAUAGACAAGCUUUCUGACAAGUCCAGGCGGCAACCUCUCCAAGAUAUUCAGAAUGUCUGGGACAAAAAAAUAGAAAAAAGAUUGGUGUCAGAAGUGGGUCGGCACAGCAGUGACCAUGACAAGGAAAUAGAGAAGCUGACACGCGAGUUACGUGAGGCUAACAACAUCCUGCAGGAUAUCGAGACCAAUAUAUAUGCUCUAAAGGAUGAAAAGGACGUCAGCCACCAGUGUCUACUUGCCAUCAAAGAUGAUUACCGCAGUCUGCUAGAGGAAAAAAACACAUGCCAGAAACAGAUCUCACUUAUAAAAAAGGAGCUCAACAGCUAUCGUAUAAAGGACCGCCGACUUGUGCGGGAGUUUGACCAGCUCAACCUGUGUUACGGAAAACUAGACCAGAGAGAACGUGUGAUGAGGAGACAGAUCUCCCUAAUGGAAGCUGAACUCUCCCUUGUUGUGUCUAAACUUGAAGCUCCUAAAUCUGGCAGUAAUAAACCUGUGGUACCUAGACUAGAUCUCAGUAAACUUAAACAACCAAAGAAACUUCCACCAGUAAAAAACUCUCUCUGUAGUCUACGUAAGAUUAAAGAGUUACAAAAAACUUAUCCUGUGGUGCCAAACGCGCCAAGGAAACUUUACGAGAUCAUAACAAUUUAUGACAGCAAAGAUUCACCAAACAAGAUGAAGCGAAGGACGUGGCCCCAACACUCCAUCAGUAAUCCACUCCUAGGGAACAGUGCAGCCAAGACCAUUCCCUGUGCUCGGGGUACAGGCUGUGACAACUUUGUUCCCUUGGUAGGUAAUCAUUGUCCCCUGUCCACCCGCUCAGAAAAGGAAACCAGGUCAGAUUUAACAGAGGAACAUAAGAUGAUUAAGUUACCAUCUAUUAACGAGGAACAGUAUGAAAGGAAGCAGAAUGCUAAAAAGGAAAUAAUACCUAAACAAGCCAACUUUCUGUUAAAGCUGGACGAGAAGCCAGACUGAUUGUUCCUGAUAAGAUAACUAUAGGUGCAUGAUAAGGAUUUUGCAAAUGUAUACCUAACUUAAGAAUAUUGAAAAAAAAAGGCAAAAUGUGUGAAAAAUUAAUUCAAAUGAAGAAAUUGAUUGUUAUUUAAAUACUGGAAGUAUAAAUAUUGAACAAAUAAUAUAUGUCAGAAACAAUAAAACAAAGAAAUUAAAAUGAAAU
Messenger RNA from Pecten maximus, 1932 nucleotides. RefSeq lists its product as uncharacterized. NCBI's taxonomy places the organism in Eukaryota, Metazoa, Mollusca, Bivalvia, Pectinida, Pectinidae. The record is from RefSeq and is a predicted model, not a curated record. The transcript is spliced from 7 exons. The coding region runs from base 573 to 1730 and encodes 385 amino acids.